Messenger RNA from Coffea eugenioides, 1233 nucleotides. RefSeq names its product protein-L-isoaspartate O-methyltransferase 1-like. Gene Ontology annotation, biological process: protein modification process. The record is from RefSeq and is a predicted model, not a curated record. Bases 30 to 992 code for a protein of 320 amino acids. Gene Ontology annotation, cellular component: cytoplasm. Gene Ontology annotation, molecular function: protein-L-isoaspartate (D-aspartate) O-methyltransferase activity. The transcript is spliced from 4 exons. NCBI's taxonomy places the organism in Eukaryota, Viridiplantae, Streptophyta, Magnoliopsida, Gentianales, Rubiaceae.
UUUAAAGAAAAAACAAAACAAAGAAAGAAAUGCCAGCAGCAUCAUCUCCUUCAUCUCUGGCGUGUUAUUAUUCAUUCUCCUCAGUAAUAGCGUGCGGUUGCCGCUAUCGUGCGCCUUUAAAGCACUCGUUCUUAGCCUUCACUCGUCGCUUCCACUCCCUCCACCCUCACCACCGCUACUGCCGCCGUCUUCCGCCUCAUUCUCUGGCAAUUCUCGCCGCGAACACCACGGCGUAUUCUUCUCGCUCCCGCCGUCUCCCUAAAACGCAUUUCUUCACGGGGAACUCUCUUUUCUCCCGCAUGGAGCGAUUCUGGACAGGAGGUGGUAUUGAUAAGAAUAGAGCAAUGGUGGAGCAUUUGCAGAGCUAUGGUGUUGUUAGAUCUAAAAAGGUGGCUGAGGUUAUGGGAACUAUUGACAGGGCUUUGUUCGUUCCUGAUGGGACCCCGCCAUAUGUUGAUACCCCCAUGCAAAUUGGUUACAAUGCUACCAUAUCUGCGCCUCAUAUGCAUGCCAUGUGCCUUGAAUUGCUGGAAAACCAUUUGCAGCCUGGCAUGCAUGCUCUGGAUAUUGGCUCAGGAACGGGUUAUUUGACUGCAUGUUUUGCUAUUAUGGUUGGACCACAAGGUCAUGCAGUUGGUGUGGAACAUAUUCCUGAGUUGGCUGCUGAAUCAAUCAAAAAUAUACAAAAGAGUGCUGCUGCUCCACUACUGAAAGAAGGGUCCUUGUCUGUACAUGCAGGGGAUGGACGGCUUGGCUGGCCGGAGCAUGCACCGUAUGAUGCUAUUCAUGUUGGUGCUGCAGCACCAGAAAUUCCUCAAGCUCUGAUCGAUCAGUUGAAGCCCGGUGGCAGGAUGGUGAUCCCUGUCGGAAAUAUCUUCCAGGAUUUGAAGGUCGUGGACAAGGAUAUGGAUGGUUCAAUCAGUGUCCACAGUGAAACUUCUGUUCGUUAUGUUCCACUAACGAGUCGAGAAGCUCAAUUGCGUGGUUAUUAAAGGUGGUGCCAUCAUAUGUAACGUCUUGUUUACUUGUUGAAGGGAGAGAAGAAAAGGAAAAGUCUGGAGGAAACUGAGACAGGGAGCAUAGGGAAGAAGCCUUCUUUUUUCCAGAUCUUCACUUCUAGUUCUGUAUAGGUAGCCAUGUAUAGGUUGAUGCCGUGGAUAUUGAAUGUUUUUAUUUUCCUUAUUCAAUGGAAUAAUGUUUACAAAAUGGACUCGUGCUUCGCUUUUCUUCUCA